GUAUCGGUCUUCUGGUAUUGAUUGAUAGCCUAUAUACAGCAAGAUAUAGUUUAACCGCUUUAUGCUACGAAUCUGCUACUGAGCCCAAGCGCGUGACAGAAUUCAGAGUAGCUCAGCUGGAGAUAUAAUGCUGUCUAUAGGGCGUUGCUCUUCUACUCACACGAGAAGCUCAUCGCUCAGAUCCCUUGCAUCUGUACAUCGUCUCUUCGUCCUCAGCAAGGCUAUAUCACAAGCCAAGAUGUUACUUCUGCUGUUAGCUGUGAUCACCAUCGUAUCAACAGCCCCCGUUUCCAAGUGGAUUGACCUGUCUUAUACGGUAGACGAAAACGUCAUGCGUUACCCAUUGCACCGGCCAUUUAACCACACCCCGGCGAUCUAUAUCAAGGACAAGGCCUUCUUUGCUAAAAGCUUUGACAUAUCUACAGCAGAGCACGUAGCAACGCACAUCGAUGCACCGAAUCACUUGACCAAUACCGAAGAAGAAGCCAGAAAUUUUAAGUCUAUUGAUCAAAUCCCACUUGACGGGCUGAUCGGAGACGCCAUCGUAGUGAAUAUCAGCGCUAAAGCGGCCAUUAACCCUGACGCCGAGCUGACGGUGGAAGACCUUCAAGAGUGGGAGAAACAGUACGGACAAAUUCCAGACGGUGCCAUUUUGCUGAUGAAUUCGGGAUGGGGGAAAUACUGGGGCAACAAGGAGAAAUUUACCGGGACAAAAACUGAAAAUAGCAGCCUUUUACAUUACCCAGGUAUGCAUAAAGAUGCUGCACAAUGGUUGGUGGACAACAGAAACAUCAAAGUGUUUGGAACAGACACUCUUUCUCUUGACUAUGGCCCAUCGUCGGAUUUCCCCACUCAUGUUGCUCUCCUUCCUCGUGGAAUCAUCGGAAUUGAGAUGGUGGCCAACGUAGAAAAGCUUCCCCCGAAAGGCGCGACUGUGUUUGUCCUUCCUAUGAAGAUCGGUGGCGGUACUGGAGCUCCCGUCCGUAUGAUCGCUACCAUCAAGGAGCCGAUGCCGAUAAAUCGCUUGCCCAGAUUGGCUGGUUAUCUUGCGCUCAUCGCAAUGGCAAACAUGCUGGCUCUGCUGUUUUGAACGCUCUGUUAAAUUUAUCUGACUCCCAUACCAUUAUAUAGCUAAUAUAGGUAAUGUCUACAUUUUGUAAAACAAGUGGAAAGUGCUAAAUUUCGCGCUACUUGAUAGCAUUGAAUUUAAUUCAAAACUCUCUAGUUUUUUACAUACAAAAGGUAAGAUAAGAGAUGCCAAGUACGCUGACGCGCGGCAAUGGUGAUAACCACAUUUCCGUAGGCUGGAUUAGGGGUAUAAGGCUCGACAUUAUAGCCGGAUUCUUUGUUGUGCGACCUCCAAGAGUCCAAAAUCCUUGUCUCGUUAGUGAAUAGCGCGUAGUCAGACACAAGCUUUGGGACCGGUUUGUCUGGUUUUGAUUGUUUGGUUGACGACUACGCGCUAUUCCCAAUCGAAGAAAGGAAUUUUGGAUUCUUAGAGUUCGCGCAACAAAGAAGUGUAGUCAAUAGAAGAUGCGUUGCAUCUUCUAAACAUUUCUUCUUGCACAUUUUAUUUGAAUGAAAUCAAUAAAAAAGGGGAAAAAUAAGCGUCAUUUCAUGAUAGGCUUGAGUACACAAAUCCAUUCUGCGCGAAAUCCUAUGCCAAUGAAUAAUCAGAAACAUUUUUUUGAACUACAAAACAACUGUAAACAAUUAGGCUCUGAGACAAAUAGAAUUCAAGAAGAUCUCGUGGUUGUGACAGUGUCGGUACUGCAACUACUUUUGUAUGCAAAAUAUAAACAUCUUGGCCAACGCCAAGAUAUCUAAUAGCUAGGUGGUUUUACUUAGUGCUUUCGCAAGUGUCGUCGUAGCUUUAAAAUGUAAGCAAAAUGCCACAAAACAAGAGGACUAGAAAAGUCCGAAUUACUACAACUGUAUAACAACAAAAUGUACUAUACCUUUUUUAAUCAUCUUAGGUUAUUAACGUGUGGUUCUCAUUUUGUGUGUGUUUUUCGUGUUGAUUAGCUACAUUAUGCUUGAAUUUGACAUGAAAGAGAAAUUGUCCGGAAAAAAAGAAGCAGAUACUUUUAGAAUGUCAUUUUUGGUUAGGGUAAGCACUUUGUCUAGACAGCAUGUUGACAAUAUUCGCCCUCUUGGCGACAAUGCACUGAGACCUGAAGUGAUAAUAAAUUAGAAAAAGGUUUUUGAAAAAAUUGUUUUGAAUUUUUUUUUUAAUAACAAGGCAAGUAGGCCUUAAAUGGUUUCUUUCUAGAGCACUGAUGGAUUUCUACUUCCUGGAAGAGAAGUGCGGCAGGAUAUCAUAACUAUUGAAUGAUCUCUGGGAAUGUGUUGACAAUUCGUAGAUCAACGUUUUAUUUUAAUGAAAUUGAAAGUAACCUGAUGUCUUUAAUUCAUCAAUCAGAAAGCCUUUGAAAAUGCCUUACAGCUUUGGUGUAGACCAUCAGCAUUUAUUGAUGUCUUGUUAUCGCAAUCAAGACAGCAUAAAGGAGGCGUCUUUCUCAAGUUUUAUCGCACAGCCUCGACCUAACUGCACGAUGAAGGACGCACUUUUUCCUUUCCUCUUCUUGGUCAUUUUACCCAAUGCUAUCAACACUGAGAAACGCUCAGUGUUCGAUGAACUAGAUGCGCUAAUUCGAAAGUCUUCCGACUACCCAAACUCUGACUCCAUUUUAGAGCGCGAUCCCCAGAAGACGGAAAAAGAGAGGCAGGAUUUACCACUGUUUGGGUACUGCCGCGACGGCAAGACCCCAGCAGAGGGUCCAAAAGAAAAGGGCUGCCCUAGAAAGUUGUGCUAUGACCGAUACGUGUCAUCGUGUGAGAAGCUGAUGAAAGAGAAUGAGAAUUACUACAAGCAGAUUUGCAGAGCUGACUACGAAAAGUACCUAGAGGAGUGCCCCUACACGUGCGGGUUUUGCCCGUUGAAGGCGCUCGCGCCACACAUCACAUGUGAAAUCGACGGGAAGAAACCAAAGUACGGAUGCUGCUUUGACGGUCUCCCGGCCCUUAAACCGGACAAGAGUGACUGCCAACCGUGCCGCGACAUAUACCCGCACUCUUGUUCACAGUUCUUUGCAAGUUAUGGGGGCAUCAAAUGCGAAUCUAACUCGUAUGGAAUUCGCACAUUUUUGCAGACCAAGUGCGCAAAGACAUGUGGGUACUGCCCGGAACUAGAAGAGUCGAAAAACGUUAAGUAAAAAAAAAAUGGAUACGAAUCUAAAUGGGCUUGCUUGGAUUGUCUUAGAUUCUUAAACAUUUACGUUUGUAAUGUUUUUAAUUUUUUUACUCUAACCUUUUUUUAAUUUCUAUUAUCUUAAUUAUAAUAUUUUGAACAAUGGUAAAAAGAAACUACUGUAACCCAUCGAUCUGUAAAGUAUUAACAAAAUAAAGUAGAAUAUUCAGCUAAA
This is a messenger RNA of Nematostella vectensis (starlet sea anemone), 3425 nucleotides long. Its product is annotated as isatin hydrolase-like. NCBI's taxonomy places the organism in Eukaryota, Metazoa, Cnidaria, Anthozoa, Actiniaria, Edwardsiidae. The record is from RefSeq and is a predicted model, not a curated record. Gene Ontology annotation, molecular function: arylformamidase activity. The transcript is spliced from 4 exons. Bases 128 to 1090 code for a protein of 320 amino acids.